Messenger RNA from Symbiodinium necroappetens, 3756 nucleotides. The record is from the annotation of a GenBank genome assembly. NCBI's taxonomy places the organism in Eukaryota, Dinophyceae, Suessiales, Symbiodiniaceae.
GUCAUGACGUUCGAUACGAAAGGUGCUGCAACGGCAAGCUACAAGGGUGAGAGCAAGGAGAUCCAAGAUAUCAAAUCGCGGAUGCCGACAAGAGGGCAGAUGGAGCAGAACAGGAUGCGUUACUCGGGCAAGGUCGGGGGAGAUGCAGACUCAACCUGCCCCGAGAAGUCGGGGAGUGAAGAUGAAGACAUGGGCUUUUUCUCCUUCCGCCACUCGAGAUCCGGGUCCUCCCGAGAGGACGCGAAUUCCAGAAGCCGAUCCUUGAGAAGAUCCUUUCAGAUGCCUGGGCAUCGGGGGAGGUCUCGCAGCAAGUCGCUUGACAGAGAGUCCUCCAUGGACAUCCGGUCCAGGUCGCGGUCGCAGGCUUUGGAGUCUCGUCGUAGCCCGGCUGAGGAUUUCCAAGAGCAGGAUCUGGAAGGGUUGACUCAACCUGAUCCUGUUGAGGAACCGGUGGCGGCGGCGGAGAAAGAGGUGCCCAAGCAGCCCAGUGGCAAGGGCAAGGGUAGGGGCAAGGCGAAGGCAGCGGCGAACAAGGGUUCUUCGCGGAUUCAGAAGAUUGUGAACAAGGCCCAGCAGUUGUUCGACUCUAAGCAGACGCAGCUUUCGGACAACAAUUUGUGGUCGGCGAAGACAAAGACGAGAAUGGUCCAGCAAGGGGCACAGGCUCUGGAGGACACAGCUGCCAAUCUCAUGCCGCACGGGGAGGAUGAUGAGUCUGCGAAGCAGCUUAUUGGUGAUAUGCUAGCCUUUGCGGAGGCCGCGAAGAAGAAGUAUGAGCUGUUCUCGCGGCUCAGAGCAGGCUUGGCAACUUGGCCAGACUCGGACCUGUCGUUGACUCAAGAGGUAGCAUCUGCACCCGAGCUUGGGUUUGUGCCAGAUUCGUGGUAUCACACGGUAUCACAGCCCAUGGCUGGGAAUGGGCUGCCUGUCGCCGAUGUGGUGUACAUCCAUGCCCGCUCGGUGCGGGAUGUGACGGUUCUGAUGAACCCAGUGUUCAACAUCUUCGUUCUUGGCGAUGAUCCACGAUGGCCGCCGUCCCCUCCAGCCACGGUUGAGCCACGGCCAGAAGAUGAGCGUCACUGCAGCAGUUCAGAUGAACCCGACAGCGAUGGCGAAUCUCCACCGGGCAGUGACAGUGAUGAUCACCUAGAGAGGCACCAGAAGAAGCGCAAGAAAACCAAGAAGGACAAGAAGUUAAAGAAGGACAAGAAGAAGACGGUGAGAGCACCCAAGAAGCAGCACCAAGGCGGAGAGGGCACUCGUCAGCGAUGGCACCGUUCCUUCAAGGCGACUUUGAGCUGUGGUGUGCAUAUCGACAUCGGGGAUGCUUGCUAUUGGCCAGUCGGUUUUGAUAUCGCUCGCACGCAGGAGCGCAGCCUGUUGGUCAGCCUCGCCCCCUCGAUGGUGGCUGACAUUUUGGUGAGCAACACCAGGGAGGUGCUGAAAGGAUUGGAGAAGGAUGAAGGGUCCAGCUACGCUUUUUUCCGGGUGCUGGCGAACGACAUGACGGAGCCAGCGGCGAUCAACAUGUCCAUCUAUGCGGACAGCUUCAGGAACAAGAGCACUGCACCGGGAACGGCCCGUGCUGUUGGGAGUCUCCAGCAGCAGCUCCUGAACAUGUUCUGGGACCGGCUCUUCCGCAUCAAGGAUGUUGCGUGUGUGAGGGCGCAGAUGGAAUCGUUGCCAGUCUCAACACUGGACCUGCCCAAGCUGCCUGCCAACUAUGAGCCGGAUGCGGUAGUCAUGCAGGGUGACGCGAAGUACUGUGCAAUGGUCAUGUUCGAGAUAGAGGUUGUACGAAGCAUGACGGUCCCCUUCGCGGAGGAGAGCGCCGCAUUGAAGCUGUGGUCUGCCGUGGUCAAUGCAUCGAAGAGAUGCCUGUCCAUGGAGAGCAUUCUCCAGCGGUGUGCUUCGGCGACACAAGUCGCAACAAAGGCCAAGGAUGCGAUCACCGACGUCGCAGCCUUCUUGGAGUGGGCCAGCAACGAAUCUCUUGUGGACGAGCUGCUAGCUGUGAGGACCUCUUUGGAGAGUGCCGAAGAGAUGAUGGCUGAAGCAGAUGUGCCAGCAGACUUGCGUAACGCCAACAGUGUGGUUGCCGAGCUUGUGAACAGUUUCGGGAACAAUGCCAUCGAGCUGUAUGCCGAGACGGUGGUUGAUGCGGCCCCAUGUACUGCGGACGCGGUGCAGGCUCGCAAGAACGUGAUCGAGGGUCGGCCGCUUUUUCUAGGACUGUGGAAGCUGAUGCGGUCGUAUGACACCAAUGCCAAGGCUUGGAUGGAUGUCAACGAGAAUCUGGCCAAGUGCUAUGCCUCCGCGACCAGUGAGGUGAUGCAGCUCCUCUCGAAUGUCGCCGCAGUCGAGCAUUCGCUGGAUGCAGCUUCCUUUAAGGCUGCUGCUACAAGUGUUCACAAGAUCCAGCAGAGCAAGGCCCAGCAGGUAGUUUGCGCUGCCACACAGAGCGAGCAGCAGGGCGACAUGGAGCAGGAGAAGGUCGACGUGCCAUCAUGCCUGCAGAUCCUUGCGACGAAGAUGUUUGCCACAAUCGCCGCACUUAAAGAUCGACCCGCUGAGUGGUUCAAGGCCCUGGUGCGGGCUCAGAAGCAUGGUGAGAUCUUGGGAUGGGACGCAUCGACUCGGUCCCAGCUAGGGUUUGCAGUGGAGAAGUUGGUGCGUGGCUUUGUGCUUGUGGAUGAUUUCCUUGGCAAGAAGAAGAGUGUGCCCUUCGCAGAAAAUAAGUGGUACACGAAAGCUUCGGUCAGGGAAUCUGCAACAGCAAUCUCCGACCUGAGUGCUCUCGCAGCCGAGAAUUCCGAAGCCAAUGAGCUGCCUGGUGUGCAAGACGCCUUGACGGCUUUGACGGCUCGUGCAACCGGAACAGUGGAGUCGUUGGUGCAUGAUAUGCGCAAAAUCAAGGAUGACAUCCGUGCAGUCUAUGACGACACAUGUGCAUUGGUGAAGGAUGUCGACGGCAUGGAUGAGGACAGCAGUGACUUCCCUGAGACGCUGAGGGCCAUAGUCGACAAGUACAACCAAAGCGGCAGCCCCAUGCAGGACUGUACGAGAGGUGCAUUGGAACUCAAGAAGCUGGAGGAUGUUGCCGAGGCGUUUCGGACUUGGUCAAAAGACUUCCCGGAGUGUGUGACGGCGGUGAUCAAGCAUUUGUCGGAGCAGCUGUCAGCAGCCCCUACAUCAUCGCAGGCUUUGUGUGGGGUCUACCAGACCAUGGCUAUGGAGAUCGUCGUGAGGGCAUCGGCCGUGCCAGCAGAAGACACAGAGGAAGCCGCGGUGACGGUGGAUCAGGUGCAGAAGGAUGCGCAAGGCCUCGGGAAAUUCAUGUCCGGCCAGUUGAUGCUUUCGAAGAAGGAGAUCGCGGGGAAGAUUCAGUUUCGCCUUGAAAAGGUCAUCAAGUCUGGGAAGGAUGCCAAGACGGGUGGCAAGGGCAAGAACAAGGGUGCCAUGCCGCCCCCGGCUACCACGCCGACGAGGCAUGGCUUCGAUUUGUCGAAGCUGGUGAUGGGAUGUGAUUUCCGUCGAUCUAUCUACGCUCGAAUGUGUGGUAAUGCGAUGUCGGUCCCGGUCAUUGGUGCUCUGCUGCUAGCGGUACUGAUGACCACUGGCUUGCGCGAUGAGUACAAAUAUCCGCGGUUGCACUUUCGAGCAAUAAGUGCUGCUGCGGAGCAGGAAGUGCCAGAUGAUGACGAUGUUCUUUCAGAUAAUAUGUCUGAAUCCGACGCUGAAAGCGACGAGUUGUGA